Fraxinus pennsylvanica is the source of this 330-nucleotide messenger RNA. NCBI's taxonomy places the organism in Eukaryota, Viridiplantae, Streptophyta, Magnoliopsida, Lamiales, Oleaceae. The record is from the annotation of a GenBank genome assembly.
AUGGAUGUUCUCAAGGCUAUAAUUAGGUUGAGUGUUCUGGCAGAAAUGGGGCAUUAUAGUAUUCUGAUUGAGAAUUUCUGCAAGGCUAGUCAAUAUAAUAACGUUGUUAAGUUGUUGGAUAAGCUCACUGAGAAGGAGAUCAUUUUGAGGCCUCAGAGUACUUUGCAUAUGGAGGCUAGUGCAUAUAACCCGAUUAUAGAGUAUCUUUGCAACAAUGGCCAGACAGCAAAAGCAGAAAUCCUUCUGUGGCAGCUGAUGAAAAUGGGCGUUCAAGAUCCCGUUGCUGUGAAUAAUCAAGAGAAAUAUUCUUUCAGAAAAAAGUGCCUAUGA